This is a messenger RNA of Hansenula anomala, 1013 nucleotides long. RefSeq names its product Ups3p (gene UPS3). Lineage: Eukaryota; Fungi; Ascomycota; Saccharomycetes; Phaffomycetales; Wickerhamomycetaceae. The record is from RefSeq and is a predicted model, not a curated record. Gene Ontology annotation, biological process: phospholipid transport. The coding region runs from base 1 to 699 and encodes 232 amino acids. Gene Ontology annotation, molecular function: phosphatidic acid transfer activity. The transcript has a single exon. Gene Ontology annotation, cellular component: mitochondrial intermembrane space.
AUGAAGAUCUUUUCCAAUUCGUGUGAAUUUUACUAUCCUUGGGAACAAGUCACAGCAGCCAACUGGCGCAAAUAUCCAAAUGAAAUGUCUACUCAUGUUGUUGCAGUUGAUGUUUUAAGAAGAGAAUUGGAUCCAACUUGUAAAAUUUUAACAACUGAAAGAUUAAUAACAUGUAAACAAUCCAUUCCAAGCUGGUUAUUGUGUAUGGUUGGUGGUAAAGAAGUCAGUUAUGUUCGUGAAGUUUCCACUGUUGAUAUGAAUACAAAGACUUUAACUUUAAGAAGUAUAAAUUUAACUUUGAACAAUUUAUUAAAAGUUUAUGAAACUGUUACUUAUAAACCAGAUCAAACUGAUCCUUUCAAGACUUGUUUCAAUCAAGAGGCUCAAAUCACAGCAUAUGCUACAUUCCAAAGAAUAUGUAACAAGAUUGAAGAUUGGAGUGUUGAAAGAUUUGGUGAAAAUGCUAAAAAGGGGAAAAUCGGAUUUGAUUCAGUUUUAAAGAUCUUCAAUGAACAAUGGGAAAGAAGAGAUGAACUUGUUGAUGAAAUAUCUGAUAAAGUUGUUAAAACUUAUGAUGAUUUAAAAAUUGAAAUUGUUAAAGAAACUGACAAGAUUUUAAAUGAAGCUGAACAUGUUAAAAAAUCUAUUUUGAUUGAAUACUAUGAUAUUAUCAAGAAGGCAUUCAAAAGAGAUCAAUGAAUGAUUAGGACGUAACAAUUUUGGCAUUUUGAUUAGUUUGCAUUUGGGAGGAAAAGCAUUAAAUGUUGUUUUAUAUUGGUUUUUUAUUUGAUUUUUGAUACACUUGUUUUUUUUACAUCAUAGCCGGUUGCAUUUUGCAUUUUUGUUUAGGGGAUCUUCACGGUGGUUUAUUUCAUACAACAUAUCUUAUAUAUAGGCAUUUGGAAACGAUAUCAUGAUUGAUUAUGUCUUUGUAGUUGACUUCCUAAAAGAGCCUUAAGUCCAGUAUCUAAUCUGUCAUUUACUCCGGCUUUUGUUAAUCGCGAUUUUUUUUU